AUGUCUGAAAAUUCCUCUUCUCAUUUCUCCUUCCCUAAGGAAGAAGAGAGAGUUCUUGCCUUCUGGGAAGAAAUUGAUGCAUUCCAUACAUCAUUGGAAUUAACUAAAGAUAAACCAGAGUUUUCAUUCUUUGAUGGUCCCCCAUUUGCAACAGGUACUCCACAUUAUGGUCAUAUUUUAGCUUCCACUGUUAAGGACAUUGUUCCUAGAUAUGCUACUAUGACUGGACAUCACGUCUCGAGACGAUUUGGUUGGGAUACCCAUGGCUUGCCCAUUGAACAUAUUAUUGACAAGAAACUGAAUAUCAGUAGUAAGGAAGAUGUUUUCAAGCUUGGUUUGGACAAAUAUAACGACGAAUGUAGAGCCAUUGUGAUGACUUAUGCCGACGAAUGGAGAAAGACUAUUGGUCGUUUGGGUCGUUGGAUCGAUUUUGAUGACGACUAUAAGACUAUGUAUCCAAGCUUUAUGGAAUCUGAAUGGUGGGCUUUCAAAGAAUUGUUCAAUAAGGGACAAGUUUACCGUGGGUUUAGAGUCAUGCCUUACUCCACCGGUUGUACAACUCCAUUGAGUAAUUUCGAAGCUCAACAAAACUAUAAAGAUGUUAACGAUCCAGCAGUUACUAUUGGUUUCAAUGUGAUUGGACAGGAUAAGACUCAAUUGGUUGCCUGGACCACCACACCAUGGACUUUGCCAUCUAAUGUAUCACUGUGUGUUAAUCCAGAUUUCGAAUACGUUAAGAUUUACGAUGAGACUAAGGACCGUUACUUCAUUUUGAUGGAAUCCUUGAUUAAGAGCUUGUACAGCAAACCAGCUAAGGAAAAAUUCAAGGUCGUUGAGAAAUUUAGAGGUACAGAUUUAGUCGGGCUAAAAUACGAACCUUUGUUCCCAUAUUUCGCUAAACAAUUUGGCGAAACGGCUUUCAGAGUCAUCUGUGAUGACUAUGUUACCAACGAUUCUGGUACCGGUAUUGUUCAUAACGCACCAGCUUUUGGUGAAGAGGAUUUCAACGCUUGUUUGAAAAAUGGUAUUUUCAAAGAAGGUGAUGCAAUUCCAAACCCUGUUGGUGAUGCUGGUGAAUUUACUGCUGAAGUGACAGAUUUCAGUGGUCAAUAUGUUAAAGAUGCUGACAAGGCUAUCAUCAAGUACUUGACUGCAUCUGGCAAUCUGCUAUUGGCAACCCAAAUUCGCCACUCUUACCCAUUCUGCUGGAGAUCUGAUACUCCAUUGAUUUACCGUUCUGUUCCGGCUUGGUUCGUUCGUGUCAAGGAAAUCGUUCCAAAGAUGUUGGACUCUGUGAUGAACUCUCAUUGGGUUCCAAACGUUAUCAAGGAGAAGAGAUUUGCUAACUGGAUCGCUAACGCUCGUGAUUGGAACAUUUCUAGAAACAGAUACUGGGGUACACCAAUUCCUCUCUGGGUGUCUGAUGACAUGGAAGAGAUGGUCUGUAUCGGUUCUGUUGCCGAGCUCGAAGAAUUGAGUGGUGUAACUGGUAUUGAGGAUCUACAUCGUGAAUUCAUUGACAAAAUCACUAUUCCAUCUAAGCAGGGCAAGGGGCAACUAAAGAGAAUCGAAGAAGUGUUUGAUUGUUGGUUCGAGUCUGGUUCCAUGCCUUAUGCCUCUCAACACUACCCAUUCGAAAACAAGGAGCAAUUCGCCAACAGAGUUCCAGCUAAUUUUAUCUCUGAAGGUCUAGACCAAACCAGAGGCUGGUUCUACACUCUGUCUGUGCUCGGUACUCAUUUGUUUGGCGAAGUCCCAUACCAAAACGUUGUUGUUACCGGUAUUAUCCUUGCAGCCGAUGGUAGAAAGAUGUCUAAAUCUUUGAAGAACUACCCAGAUCCAAACAUCGUCUUGGAUAAGUAUGGUGCCGAUGCUUUAAGACUAUAUUUGAUCAAUUCGCCAGUGCUAAAGGCUGAGACGUUGAAAUUCAAAGAAGAAGGUGUUAAAGAAGUUGUCUCCAAGGUGCUAUUGCCAUGGUGGAACUCCUACAAGUUCUUGGAAGGUCAAAUCGCACUAUUGAAGAAGACAUCUGAGAUCGAUUUUAAGUACGAUCCAUCAAUUCAAAGUGAUAACGUUAUGGACAGAUGGAUUCUGGCAUCCAUGCAAUCCUUAGUGCAAUACAUUCAUAGGGAAAUGGCUGUAUAUGAGCUAUACGCAGUUGUCCCAAGAUUGCUACAUUUCAUUGACGAGUUGACCAACUGGUACAUUAGAUUUAAUCGUCGCCGUUUGAAGGGUGAAAAUGGUGUGGAUGAUUGUUUGAAGGCUUUGAACACCUUGUUUGAAGCUCUAUUUACUUUUGUUAGAGCUAUGGCUCCAUUCACUCCAUACUUGUCCGAUUCCAUCUACUUGAGAUUGAAGGAAUUCAUCCCAGAAAAGGUCUUGGCUAAUUUUGGUAAAGAUUUCAGAUCCGUGCACUUCUUAUCAUAUCCAGAAGUAAGACAGGAACUCUUUGACGAGGCCAUUGAGACUUCUGUCUCAAGAAUGCAGUCCGUCAUCGAAAUGGGUAGAAACAUUCGUGAAAAGAAAACCAUCUCAUUAAAGACACCUUUGAAGAGCCUUGUUAUCCUGCACAGUGACGCAGCCUACUUGAAGGACAUCGAGGAUUUGAAGGAUUACAUCUUGGAAGAGUUGAACAUCCGUGAUAUCAUCAUCACAUCUGAUGAAAAGGCAUACGGUGUAGAGUACAGAGCAGUCGCUGAUUGGCCCGUUCUAGGUAAGAAACUAAAGAAGGACGCCAAGAAGGUUAAGGAUGCUUUGCCCUCUGUCACUUCCGAACAAGUGCGUAGUUACUUGGAGACGGGACACAUCGAAGUCGCUGGUAUCGCUCUAGUGAAGGGGGAUCUAAACGCUAUUAGAGGUCUACCUGAAUCUCAAGCACAGGAAGGUCUCGAAACCAGAACUGACCAAGAAGUCUUAAUCAUUUUGGACACCAAGAUUUACCCAGAACUGAAGACUGAAGGGUUGGCCAGAGAGUUGGUCAAUAGAAUUCAGAAAUUGAGAAAGAAAUGUGGGCUACAAGCUACCGAUGACGUCGUUGUUCAAUACGAGCUAGUGAAGGACACCAUCAAUUUCGAAGAUAUCGUCAAGCAACACAUGGAAAUGCUAAGCAAGACAUGUAGAUCCGAAAUUAUUCCAGCUGAUGACUCACAAAAAGAGGCCAUUGCUGAUGAAGAACAAUCCAUCAACGACACUGUCUUCAAAUUGAAGAUCCUUAGAUUGUAA
Torulaspora delbrueckii is the source of this 3222-nucleotide messenger RNA. It is a transcript of the gene ILS1, whose product is annotated as isoleucine--tRNA ligase ILS1. The transcript has a single exon. The coding region runs from base 1 to 3222 and encodes 1073 amino acids. Gene Ontology annotation, biological process: isoleucyl-tRNA aminoacylation. NCBI's taxonomy places the organism in Eukaryota, Fungi, Ascomycota, Saccharomycetes, Saccharomycetales, Saccharomycetaceae. Gene Ontology annotation, molecular function: aminoacyl-tRNA deacylase activity; ATP binding; tRNA binding. The record is from RefSeq and is a predicted model, not a curated record.